Messenger RNA from Cynocephalus volans (Philippine flying lemur), 2791 nucleotides. RefSeq names its product G protein nucleolar 1 (putative) (gene GNL1). NCBI's taxonomy places the organism in Eukaryota, Metazoa, Chordata, Mammalia, Dermoptera, Cynocephalidae. Gene Ontology annotation, molecular function: GTP binding; GTPase activity. The record is from RefSeq and is a predicted model, not a curated record. The transcript has 13 exons. Bases 867 to 2690 code for a protein of 607 amino acids.
GGCGAACCUUUCCCGCGGCCGCAUUCUCAUGUAAACUGCCUCCCUCCAUUUCUGCCAUGCGUGGCAGCAACCUCAAACCUUCCCUUUGCCGCGCGCGUUCCUAUAAAUGCUUAAAAAUAUUCCUCGCUUCUUCCCUCGCUGAACGCACGAGUGCCGGAGUCGACAGGCUCUCGGCCAGAAGGCCUGAGAGGGCUGUCGCACCGUAAGAUCGCCACAUCCGGUCCCCGGUUACUACGGAAUUUGAGUCCCAGCAGGUUGGCGCCCAGGACCCUUCAGAACCUCCAACCGCCUCUCCAGACCUCUGACGAUGCCCCCAGUGUAGCCCAGCAACCUGGCUUUACUCCCGGGACGCGCAGUCUCGGCUUGCCGCUAAGGUCAAGCCCCCGGGUUGGUAGUGUAGCUUCAGCCUGUCCACUCCGCCCUGUCCCUAAGGUAGUGGGACCCGUCCUCCGCUCUACCGCCCCCUCCAGGUGAGUGGUAGCGUCUCUCGGGAGCGCGAGGUAGUGAUGACACGCGUCACCCCUCCUCCGAGCGCGAGUUGGUAGCGUCUGUGACGGAGUUAGCCCGAUCCUCCCACGCGCGCCUCCUUCCUCGCCGCUUCUGCGUCCUCUCGGUGCCACUGGCUCUCAUGCGUCGGUAGCCCACUCCGCAUCAUCCUCUCGCCUCGCUGCCAGAGGGAAGUGACUAUAUUUCCUCAGUCCGCCUCCCAACCCGGCAGCCGCGGAUAGUCGGUCGGGCCCGCCCGCUGACGUCACCUGAUAGCCCCGCCUCCUCUAGGGUCCUGGGCCCUUUCGGCGGGGGCCGGGGGGAGUCAGUUGAGGCGGCGGGAGCUCGGCGGAGGGCGGGCCAGGUGACUGGUCCGGGCCAUGCCGAGAAAGAAGCCCUUCAGCGUGAAGCAGAAAAAGAAGCAGUUGCAGGACAAGCGGGAGCGGAAGAGAGGGCUUCAAGAUGGGCUACGCUCCAGUUCCAACAGCCGCAGCGGGAGCCGGGAACGGCGGGAGGAGCAGACCGACACCUCGGACGGGGAAUCUGUGACCCAUCAUAUCCGCAGGCUCAACCAGCAGCCUUCCCAGGGGCUGGGUCCGCGAGGCUACGACCCAAAUCGAUACCGGUUGCAUUUUGAGCGGGACAGCCGGGAGGAGGUGGAGAGGAGAAAGAGAGCAGCCCGGGAGCAAGUGCUACAGCCGGUCAGUGCUGAGGUGCUGGAGCUGGACAUCCAGGAGGUUUAUCAGCCUGGGUCAGUCCUGGACUUUCCCCGACGUCCUCCUUGGAGCUAUGAGAUGACCAAGGAGCAACUAAUGAGCCAGGAGGAACGGAGCUUCCAGGAGUAUCUUGGGAAGAUUCAUGGGUCUUACACCUCUGAGAAACUCAGCUACUUUGAACACAAUCUGGAGACAUGGAGGCAGCUGUGGCGAGUGUUAGAGAUGUCUGACAUUGUCUUACUUAUCACUGAUAUCCGACAUCCAGUUGUGAAUUUCCCACCAGCACUUUAUGAGUACGUGACGGGAGAACUUGGGCUGGCUCUGGUGCUGGUCUUGAACAAGGUGGAUCUGGCCCCACCAGCUCUCGUGGUUGCCUGGAAGCAUUAUUUCCACCAACACUAUCCUCAGCUCCACAUCGUCCUUUUCACCUCUUUCCCUCGGGACCCCCGCACGCCACAGGACCCUAGUAGUGUCUUGAAGAAGAGUCGGAGGCGGGGAAGAGGAUGGACUCGGGCUCUGGGCCCAGAGCAGUUGCUGAGAGCAUGUGAAGCCAUCACCACAGGGAAAGUGGACUUGAGCAGCUGGCGGGAGAAGAUUGCUCGGGAUAUGGCUGGGGCUACCUGGGGUAAUGGCUCUGGGGAGGAGGAGGAAGAGGAAGAUGGGCCAGCAGUCCUGGUGGAGCAACAGACUGAUUCAACAAUGGAGCCAACCGGCCCAACUCGGGAGCACUACAAAGAUGGAGUGGUGACCAUUGGCUGUGUGGGUUUCCCCAAUGUGGGAAAGUCCUCACUGAUCAACGGGCUGGUGGGGCGGAAGGUUGUGAGUGUUUCCAGAACCCCAGGCCACACCCGAUACUUUCAGACCUACUUUCUCACCCCCUCCGUGAAGCUCUGUGACUGCCCGGGCCUCAUCUUCCCCUCUCUUCUGCCCAGGCAGUUACAGGUUCUGGCAGGGAUCUACCCCAUCGCCCAAAUCCAGGAGCCCUACACUUCUGUGGGCUACCUGGCCUCCCGCAUCCCUGUGCAGGCCCUGCUUCACCUGCGCCACCCAGAGUCUGAGGACCCCUCAGCAGAACACCCCUGGUGUGCCUGGGACAUCUGUGAAGCCUGGGCAGAGAAACGUGGUUACAAGACAGCUAAGGCGGCUCGGAACGAUGUGUACAGAGCAGCCAACAGUCUCCUGCGGCUGGCAGUUGAUGGCCGCCUCAGCCUGUGUUUUCAUCCCCCAGGCUACAGUGAACAGAAAGGCACCUGGGAGUCUCAUCCAGAUACCAUGGAGCUGGUGGUUUUGCAGGGCAGAGUGGGGCCGGCAGGAGAUGAGGAAGAGGAGGAAGAGGAAGAGCUGAGCAGCUCCUGUGAGGAAGAAGGAGAGGAGGACCGAGAUGCGGAUGAAGAGGGAGAAGGGGAUGAGGACACCCCAACCGCAGCUCCAGGGUCCAGCCUGGCUGCCCGAAACCCUUACGCCCUGCUGGGUGAGGAUGAGUGCUGAAUCCCCACCUGGUGCCAUCUUCCCCACCCAAUAUCUUUGCUUCUGGACUGACGUGGGGGUAUCUUUGCCACCGGUUGUGAAUAAAGAUUGUCUGCUUUGUA